AUGGGUAAGCCUGCGUUACCAUCUGCAUGCUUCACUGACAAGGAGCUUAUGGACGCGUAUCCUGACUGCACGCUUGCGUAAAGACAAAAUUAAGCAGCGUUUUUUCCUCCAAGUCCAGAUUGUUUGAAGCCGGAGAGCGUCUGCAGUCAACUUUACUACAUCGUGGAUAUUUCUAGCUUAUUCAGCAGUCAUUCCUGUCUUUUAAAAACUUUAGAUCUUAAAUGGAACCACACCAGCAAUUAUCCCAAGUGUGUCUUUGAAGGGCUCUCGAGUGUCAGUUCCUAAAGCUCGCCAUUUUUAAUAUUUUUGUUGUUGUAUACGCAGGGAUAGUGGAGUCGACACUCGGCCAAACUGUAGUGUGAAGUUGCAAAAUAGCGGUUGCAAACCAGAAGUUUUAAUUUUGUGUAGGCUGACACAUGUUGUACAACUGUGUAACCUCAGUUUAUGGUGUAAAUUACAGGAGCUGACUUGUGUCAAACUGAUGCAGCUCAAACCUCUCAAGUUUUUUUGUAAUUAUAGCUGUGUCAUGACAUUUUAAAUUAGUGUAAAAUAACUGCAGUAAAGCGAGCAGAAGGAUGAGACGACUGUGGUUGAAUAAAUGUGUCAAACUUGCAUGCGCUCAGCUCAUACAGUCUAAAUAUUUGACUUGUAUUUCUCUUCUCCUGCAGAGCAAACCUAUGGAGAGGUGAACCAGUUAGGCGGCGUGUUCGUCAAUGGGAGACCUCUGCCCAAUGCCAUACGGUUGAGAAUAGUGGAGCUGGCCCAGCUCGGGAUCAGACCCUGUGAUAUAAGUCGGCAGCUCCGAGUCUCCCACGGCUGUGUCAGCAAGAUUUUGGCGAGAUACAACGAGACGGGCUCCAUCUUGCCCGGGGCCAUCGGUGGGAGCAAACCGCGGGUCACGACGCCCAACGUGGUGAAAAAUAUCAGGGAAUACAAACAAAGCGACCCUGGGAUCUUUGCCUGGGAGAUCCGGGAUAGGCUGUUAGCAGACGGGGUUUGUGACAAGUACAACGUGCCGUCAGUGAGCUCAAUCAGCAGGAUUUUACGCAACAAGAUUGGAAAUUUGUCCCAGCCUAACCAAUACGAGAGCAGCAAACAGGCCUCCGCGCAGGCCGGGCUCUCUUACAACCACAUAUACCCGUAUUCCUACCCCAACACCAUGUCGCCCACUGGCACUAAAAUGGGCAGCCCUCCAGGAGUACCGGUGACAGCUGGACAUAUGAGCAUUUCCAGGGCCUGGCCGUCUGCACACACCGUCAGCAACAUCCUCGGUAUUCGCGCUUUCAUGGAUCCAGCAGGUGAGAAAGUCGCCACCACUCUGCUUUUCGGGGAGGCCUGACCGCCCCUGUGCCACUUACGCAGGGCUUUAGCUUUCGCUUUGCUCAAGUAACACCUAAACUAACCUGUGCAGUUACUUAUCAUUGUGUUAUUGCAUGAUGAAUCGCCGUAGGACUCCGCAUAACCUGUCCUGGCAGUAUAAGGAGGACAAUGUGUCCAUUAGAAAAGGCACAGGCCUCCAUUUCAACAUUCUCUCUGAAGCUCUUUCAGUGGGUGAUGGAUUUGCAAACACCUUGCUUAUACCUGUUUUAUCCCCCUUAAUCCUUCAAGUAGUCAUUACAGUCAUUCUUUGUCUUUCUGCUCCUUUAGCCACUGUUUGGGUCAAAUGUGAAGUCGCCUUGCUUAGUGCAUUUAGGGUGUCAUAUCAGCUCAGAUCAUUUUGAUACUUCUGUGAAAUGACACCGUUUUUUGUUUUCGGUUAAUUUUCAACUAAUUGCUUAUUAGAAAAUUAUAUAUUUUUACGGAUAUAAAUGGAACAAAAAUUCCGGACUUUUUGAGGCAGAGUUAGCCCUGAUAUUUUUAUUUUAUUUUAUUUUCUAAAAUAAGAUGAGAAUGUUUGGCUAAAAUCGGUUGUUUCCUCCAACUCGUCAUUUGUGUUGCGUAUUUUUUUUUCGUUAACAUGUUAAUAAAACCAGGGCCUAUCUCCACACACUGAACUAACAUUUUUGAGAAAAUUUUUGUAAAAAAAAAAAAAAUUGAAAGAAGAAAAAAAAUAAUUGGAGUAUAAAUGUAAAAGAAGUUACUUGAAAUAGGCUUUUUUUUUUUAAAUUAGAUGUGUCAGGUUUAAUGCGUAACACCGAAAGCUUUGUAAUCUAUAUCCACAAUUAACGUAAUUAAUUCCAAAGCCAAAUGGACCUGGUAGAGUGUUGUUUUUGUGUUGUUAAUGAUUUUAUAGGUUUUUUUUUAUUAUUAUUUUUAGCACUUGUGUUUUUCACUUUUUUUUGGAGAUUUAACUGUUACACGUGUUUGACAUGAAGUUACUGUGUCUUGAUCAGCCAUUGCGGGGACGGAUGGAUACGCACCGAAAAUGGAGGUGGAGCAGUGGAGCAGCGUCAACAGAGCAGCUUUUCCCGCCGCGCAUACAGUCAACGGGAUAGACAAGUCAGCGAUUGACGCUGACAUAAAAUACGCCCAGGUACCAAUAAAUAAACACACACAGAUAUCCAUGAAUACAUUUGUAAAAAUGUGUCAAUGCACAUGCUUGUAAGGUCUUUGGGCUAAAGUUGUGGAUAGUUUUUCUGCCAUUUCUUGAAUACUGUCCAAAUGUUCAGGCUACUUUGUAAAUCUAUUGGUGUUGACUGACUGCAGAUGCCUGUGGCAGAGUCUUGAUAAGUUUCCAUAGGAGACCUCAGAGAGAGUCACAUAAGGCCGCAGACAUCUGCUUGAUAGCAUUUCAACCCUGACACUCUUGGGAGCUUUAUUUCCGAUGAUUAAAUGCGAGCGAGCGGUUCAGGAACGAGAUGACAGAUGAAAGCGAGUCAACUCAGUAAAUCUCAAACAGUAUUAAACUAUUCGCUCUGCUUCUAAACCACCGGGACACUAUCAACACGAGCAGUUUAGACUGAUCUUGACUUGGGCGUAAUCUUAAUACUGCUGUGUGUCUGGAGUUGAGCUCACUUUACCCAUGGCCUCUCUAUUUGUCCGCAGCCAUCCUCAACACUGUCCAGUUAUGUGUCUGCGUGCGCGUACUCUCCAACCAACCAGUACGGGGUGUAUAGCGGGCCUGCGGGCGGCUACGUGGCUCCGGGCCACCAUCACUGGCAGCCGCAGAGUCCGGCCCUGUCACAUCCGGGCGGAGGGAUGAGCAUGCACGCAGGGGAGAUCCACUCACCGAUGACCUUCAAGCACCAGGCCCGAGAAGGUACACAGCACAGGGAGACCAGAGUCUGAUGUGAAACUUGGAGACAGAUUCAACCUUUCUUCGGAGCGAGUUUUUCAAAAUUGAGUUUAGUUAUGAGACUUCACUUUAACACUGUAUUAUUAUUAUUAUUAUCAUUAUUUGCCCUGGUAUAUUUGCGUAAUUACCGGUUUACGCACCGAAAUUGUCCAAAUCCUAAAUAAUCCAGCUAUAGGCCACUUUCACUUUUUGAAUAUUAAAUAUCCAAACCUGGUCAGUGACAAACAUGGCAUUUAAAGUAAAUGACAAAUUUUCUCACCUCACAUGGAAAGAAAGACAGAUUUUUUUAGAGAACUAGUAAUCUAGUCAACAUAACACUUGAGCUAAAUGUUAUGUAUUUAAGGGAGUAAACCAAUCUGGCCCAAUCUGAAGUUGCGUGCACAACUUAACUGUAUUUUUCUUUGGUGUUGUGCAGGAGACAGAAAACCACCCAGUCCUCUGAGCAAACAGCAACAUGAAGACUUGAAUAGUGUGCACGGACUCAAUCUCCCUACCUCCACAUCAUAA
Messenger RNA from Xyrichtys novacula (pearly razorfish), 3742 nucleotides. Lineage: Eukaryota; Metazoa; Chordata; Actinopteri; Labriformes; Labridae. The record is from the annotation of a GenBank genome assembly.